Molecule: messenger RNA, 2127 nt
Organism: Macrobrachium nipponense
Lineage: Eukaryota; Metazoa; Arthropoda; Malacostraca; Decapoda; Palaemonidae
Product: angiopoietin-1-like
Exons: 5
Coding region: 279-1730 (483 amino acids)
Source: RefSeq, a predicted model, not a curated record
AAAGCGAGUGUGACAUUACGACACUAACUUCAGUGCAAGUCACCCUCAACUUCGUCGUUGCUGUUAUCUUUUCUUAUCCUCCCCUUCCUCCACACCCGAUGGUAUUCUGCCACGCGCUUCUCUCUUCCUAACCCUUCCUCUCUCUCUCUCUCUCUCUCUCUCUCUCUCCAGACCUCACUUCCUCAUGAUAACCCAAGUGGGAGGGAGCACGACAAGCCUUUUGCUUUAGCCACCAACACUGACAUGUGACAGUCGAACUUGUGCAAAGAACGCAGUGAAUGAUGCGGGUUAAACAUUUUUCAUUUCUUUUCGUUUUCAUUUUGCCGUGCGUGAGUGAACCCCCCUCGAGUGACACCCUCGACGACGCCGAUGAAAAUUUCGCGACGUCGAACCUCCCUUUCCGACAUGAACUGGAAGACGUGGCCAGAGGCUUCCGGGAGAAGCUCCGCGAGGAGCUGUCCAAGCUGGAGAUGGAAAUGUACGAGGAGUUCUUGAAGCUCCUUCAGGACAUCGACAAAGCGCAGGGGAACCUCACGGAAAAGCUGACGGAGGAGCUCUCGCGGAAGGUCGUUGACGUGAUGAGCAAGUUCGAGAAAGUGAUGGCUUACUCGACCGAAAGAACGGAGGUUCUCAACGACAAGAUGAAAGCGCUGUUCGCUACUCUCGCGGAAUGGGCAGAACACGGUCGCCCCACGAUUGCGCCUCCCGACCGUCAAAAAACGUCCGUCAAACGCAGACGAAAAGUCAGACGGGACAAUACUGACAGAUCGAAGCGCCACACGGGUCUCUUGGCGCCCGAGGACGAACUGCUUCUACGGGAUGUCUCGGCGGUCAAGAAACUGCUCGAAUUAGAUCCAGAGGACUUCCCCAUCAUGGAGGGUAUGGACGACAUGGACGCUUUUCUCGAUCGAUCGGUUGACUUCGACGGGGACCUGGAGGUCGACGAUUCGGACUAUGUUCUACGAGAGUUCGUCCCGGGCACCAAGAGUAAGUUCAUCCUGAAGCGCGAACCGUUACGAGCGCAGCAACCAGAUGCUCCCGCAAAAAGCGUCCUCCCAAGAAACUGCUACGAUCUCCUGAAGGAAGGAAAUACGCAAAAUGGCGUUUACUUCAUCUACCCAUCAGGUAAUGGUGCAGCCACAGAGGUAUGGUGUAACCAGGAGUCCGACGGGGGUGGCUGGACGACGAUAGUGAAUCGGCGGAAUGGUUCAGCCCAUCCAGUGAACUUCAACGUAACUUCCGACCUUUACGACAAAGGGUUUGGCCAUCCAUCGUCUAAUCACUGGAUAGGUCUUGAAGUGAUGCAUAUGCUCACACAAGGGAGGUCUUACAAGCUGAGAGUGGUUCUUCAGGAUGCCAAGGGGAAUAGCACCUUCGCUUCUUAUGGAAUAUUCAGAGUUGGCAGCAAGGUCGAAAACUACACUUUAGAGGUCGAGGAUUACGAUACGAACAGCACUGCUGAUGACGCCUUUUCCAUUCACUCUGGAAGACCCUUUGUCUGUUCUAUUCCUGACUCCGGUGAAGGUUGCAGCCGUAACCUGGGCGUCGGUUGGUGGUACCUGGAAUAUCCCCUGUGCUUCCAGGCUCUGGCCACAGGACAGUUCCAGCUAACCGGUGACGACGAGAAAAAGACCUCUGCUGCAUCUGCCGGCCUGGAAUGGACGGCCUGGAAAGGAAACGACGUCUCCCUUCUCUCAAUGGCGUUUAUGAUCCGUCCAGUAUCAGCAUAGAAUUUUUUUUUUUUUUUUUUCAAGUUAAAUAAUCGAAAUUUACGUUUUUUCAACAUUUCGGAAAAUAAUUUUGCGAGUUUUUUUUAUUUUUAGAAAAUCUGCUGCUUUGAUCAUGGAUCCCGAAAAAGAAAGUAACAAAGUUUAGGUACUCAAGACUUCGAUGGAAAUGAAAGUACCGGAAGUCAUAAUAAUCAAGAUUCCGUGAGAAAAGUAACAAUAGACAUGAAUCAAGGGUUACGAUGAGAUGAAAGUGCCCAAAAUAUCAUUCAGUGCUUCUGAAGAAACAGAGGCACCAAGAUCUUCAGUGGAGUAAAGCGAUUUUGCUUUGUAGUGUGCACUUGUAGGAGACACUGUGAAUCAACGUCCAUAUAAAAUGAAUAAAAUCUCUGAUAUCUCA